AUGCUAUUUGAAGAGGCAGGGAAGAUAGAUGAUGUAGAUUCGACUAUUCUAGCAAAAAAAUAUGAGGAAACUAAGGUUUUGGAUGAUAAUGUUAUUGUUGGAAGUGAUAAUGAUGACCUUUGCAUCAUGUGUCAAGAUGGAGGGGAUCUUUUGUGUUGUGAUGGAUGCCCAAGGGCUUUUCAAAUAGAUUGUGUGCCUCUGCGAUGUAUUCCAAGUGGUACUUGGUAUUGUAAAUACUGCCAGAAUAAUUUCCUGAAUGAGAGUAAUGUGGAACUCAAUGUGAAUGCUAUGGCAGUUGGAAGGAUUGCAGGCAUUGAUCCUUUAGAAUAG
Molecule: messenger RNA, 330 nt
Organism: Vicia faba (fava bean)
Lineage: Eukaryota; Viridiplantae; Streptophyta; Magnoliopsida; Fabales; Fabaceae
Source: the annotation of a GenBank genome assembly